Sphaeroforma arctica JP610 is the source of this 202-nucleotide messenger RNA. RefSeq lists its product as hypothetical. The record is from RefSeq and is a predicted model, not a curated record. The annotation marks the transcript as partial. The transcript has a single exon. NCBI's taxonomy places the organism in Eukaryota, Ichthyosporea, Ichthyophonida.
CUUAUCCCUACCUACACAAGGCAAUUCACGGGCGUUGCUGUACAAACCCGAAUGGAAUGAUGUGCUCACACUCGACAUAGACCUACCACCCACCGAGUCAACAGUCCCCACCACACAAGACGGUGAGAUCAUGUCACGUAUGUCCACUACCAAUCCAAUGACAAGCCGCUCGCAAUCACAACUACCCAUGCCCAUGGCGCAA